This is a messenger RNA of Gavialis gangeticus (Gharial), 1735 nucleotides long. RefSeq names its product katanin catalytic subunit A1 (gene KATNA1). Gene Ontology annotation, cellular component: microtubule cytoskeleton. Gene Ontology annotation, biological process: microtubule severing. Gene Ontology annotation, molecular function: ATP hydrolysis activity; microtubule severing ATPase activity; ATP binding. The transcript is spliced from 11 exons. NCBI's taxonomy places the organism in Eukaryota, Metazoa, Chordata, Crocodylia, Gavialidae. The record is from RefSeq and is a predicted model, not a curated record. Bases 102 to 1577 code for a protein of 491 amino acids.
GAAGGUGCGGGGAGUAGUGCGCAGGCGUGUGGGCCCGCGGGCGGAGGUCGGGCCAGCCGACCAGUUGCGGAGCCGUGCGCGCGGGGCCGCUUACGUUGAGCAUGAGUCUUGUUAUGAUCAGUGAGAAUGUAAAGCUGGCUCGUGAAUAUGCCUUACUAGGGAGCUAUGAUACUGCAAUGGUCUACUACCAGGGAGUUCUUGACCAAAUGAACAAGUACCUCUACUCUGUCCGAGAUACAUGUCUUCAGCAGAAAUGGCAACAGGUUUGGCAGGAGAUAAGUGUGGAAGCUAAGCAUGUGAAGGAUAUCAUGAAAACAUUAGAGAGUUUUAAACUAGACAGUACUCCCUUGAAAGCUUCACAACAAGAAUUACCAGCUCACGAUGCAGAAGUCUGGUCCUUGCCAGUACCUGCUGAACGUAGACCUUCACCAGGACCAAGAAAACGUCAGUCCGCUCCAUGCAAUGAUUGCAGAGGUCACAAUAACCGUGCAAGUGCAGCAGUGAGGGGCCCUCACCGUCCUUCUCGAAAUCCUAAUGAUAAAGGGAAAGCAGUCCGGGGCCGAGAAAAGAAGGAUCAACAAAUCAGAGGAAAAGAGGAAAAGAACAAAUCCUCUUCUGAUAUUUCAGAAUCUGAGCCAAAGAGAUUUGAUGGUACAGGAUAUGAUAAAGAUUUAGUAGAGGCUCUGGAAAGAGAUAUAAUUUCUCAAAAUCCCAAUGUGCGAUGGGAUGAUAUAGCUGACUUGGUAGAGGCCAAAAAAUUGCUCAAGGAAGCUGUUGUCUUGCCAAUGUGGAUGCCAGAAUUCUUUAAAGGCAUUAGAAGACCAUGGAAGGGUGUACUGAUGGUUGGUCCACCCGGUACUGGAAAGACCCUCCUUGCAAAAGCUGUAGCUACUGAAUGCAAGACAACAUUUUUCAAUGUCUCUUCAUCAACACUAACUUCAAAAUACAGAGGAGAAUCUGAGAAACUUGUUCGCCUGCUGUUUGAAAUGGCUCGGUUUUAUGCACCAACAACUAUAUUUAUUGACGAAAUAGACUCUAUCUGUAGUCGCAGAGGAACCUCAGAAGAGCAUGAAGCCAGCCGUCGGGUGAAGGCGGAAUUGCUGGUUCAAAUGGAUGGUGUUGGAGGGGCAUCUGAAAAUGAUGAUCCUUCCAAGAUGGUUAUGGUACUAGCUGCUACUAAUUUUCCUUGGGAUAUUGAUGAAGCCCUAAGACGAAGACUAGAAAAGAGAAUUUACAUUCCUUUACCAUCAGCAAAAGGCAGAGAGGAACUUUUACGAAUAAACCUGCGAGAGCUUGAAUUGGCUGAUGAUGUUGACCUUGAAAAUAUUGCUGAGAAAAUGGAAGGUUAUUCUGGCGCAGAUAUCACCAAUGUAUGCAGAGAUGCAUCAUUGAUGGCUAUGAGAAGGCGUAUUGAAGGCUUGACACCAGAAGAAAUCAGAAAUCUUUCCAGAGAUGAAAUGCACAUGCCUACAACUAUGGAGGAUUUUGAAAUGGCUUUGAAAAAGGUUUCUAAGUCGGUAUCUGCUGCAGACAUUGAGAAAUAUGAAAAAUGGAUAGUUGAAUUUGGAUCAUGCUAAGACCUCUUUAACCAAACUUACUUUGAGAAACCUGCCUUAAGUCUUAAAAUAGCUUCAGAAGUGAUGAAAAGUAGUUCCAAUGCACUGAGUGCUAUUUUUUAAUUUUUGUAAUUAUUAAGAGUAACAUGAUUCUAAAUAAAAUAAUUUUUUAAACUGCA